Messenger RNA from Sorex fumeus (smoky shrew), 1579 nucleotides. It is a transcript of the gene NDUFAF7, whose product is annotated as NADH:ubiquinone oxidoreductase complex assembly factor 7. Lineage: Eukaryota; Metazoa; Chordata; Mammalia; Eulipotyphla; Soricidae. The transcript is spliced from 9 exons. The record is from RefSeq and is a predicted model, not a curated record. Gene Ontology annotation, molecular function: protein-arginine omega-N symmetric methyltransferase activity. Gene Ontology annotation, biological process: mitochondrial respiratory chain complex I assembly. Gene Ontology annotation, cellular component: mitochondrion. The coding region runs from base 1 to 1332 and encodes 443 amino acids.
AUGCGGGCGCUCGCGCGGGCCGGCGCGGCCGUGCUGGGCGGGCGGCCGUGGCGGGGCGCGGGGGGCGGCGCGGUGGGGCCGGGGGGCGGCCCGGCGCGGGGCCUCAGCUCCCACGGCCCCGCGGGGACGCGCCUGCUGCGGCACCUGGCCUACAAGAUCAAGGCCAGCGGCCCGCUCAGCGUGGCCGAGUACAUGCGGGAGGUGCUGACCAACCCCGCGCAGGGGUAUUACAUGCACCGGGAUGUGCUCGGAGAAAAAGGAGAUUUCGUGACUUCCCCUGAGAUCAGCCAGAUCUUCGGGGAGCUGCUGGGGAUAUGGUUCGUGAGCGAGUGGAUGGCUGCGGGCAAGCGUCCUGCCCUCCAGCUGGUGGAGCUGGGCCCCGGCCGGGGCACGCUGACCGGAGAUAUCCUGAGGGUGUUCGGUCAGCUUGGGUCAGUGCUGCAGAACUGUGACAUUUCCAUCCACCUGGUGGAAGUGAGCCAGAAGCUCAGCGAGAUUCAGGCGUCGACGCUGACGGACGAGGCGGUCCCACUCGAGCAAGCGGCCGACGCCCCCGUGUACAUGAAGGGCGUCACAAAGUCUGGCCUCCCCGUGUCCUGGUACCGAGACCUGCGAGACGUCCCACAAGGGCACAGCUUCUACCUCGCGCAUGAGUUUUUCGACGUCCUUCCCGUGCAUAAGUUUCAGAAAACACCCCAAGGAUGGCGGGAAGUCCUCGUGGACAUUGACCCAGAAGUUUCGGAUAAGCUGAGGUUUGUUUUGGCGCCUUCUCCCACCCCAGCGGAAGCCUUCAUACAACGCGACGAGGCCCGGGACCACGUGGAGGUGUGCCCCGAGGCGGGGGUGAUCAUUCAGGAGCUGGCCCAGCGCAUUGACCGGGACGGAGGCGGGGCCCUGAUCGCGGAUUACGGCCACGAUGGGACGAAGACCGACACCUUCCGGGGCUUUCGUGACCACAAGCUUCAUGACGUCCUGGUGGCCCCGGGCACCGCUGACCUGACGGCAGACGUGGACUUCAACUACCUGCGCAGGAUGGCCCAGGGCAGGGUGGCGGUGCUCGGGCCACUGCAGCAGCAGGACUUCCUGAGGAACAUGGGCAUCGACGUGCGCCUGAAGGUCCUUCUGGAAAAGGCCGAAGAGCCGGCCGCGAAGCAGCAGCUGCUCCAGGGCUACCACAUGCUCAUGGACCCCCAGCAGAUGGGACAGAGGUUCCACUUCUUCGCCUUGCUGCCCCUCCAGAGGCUGCAGGGCCCCGGGCAGCCGGCCAGUGCCCGCCGCCGGGCGCCGUCCGCAGGCUCCGUGGCAGGGUUCGGCGAACUUACCUGGCGGUGAGAGCAGGGUGGGCGGGCUCUGGCCCCCGAGUCUGCCUGAGGAACCGAAAUAAAGGCAACAGUAUUUGGGAGGGGGCAGGUAGUAGCUCUCGAAUCAUCGUCUCUCUUUGCGGCCAGCAGGAUACCUGCUGUGUGGCGGCGCAUUUAGCCUGAGGAGUCCCUUGGUGCAGAGGGUCUUCUCAAUGCGAUGAAGGUUAUGAAACGGAGUGAAACGAGUUUCCUCUCAUUAUAAAGAUAUUUGCUGUGCA